This is a messenger RNA of Ochotona princeps (American pika), 3118 nucleotides long. It is a transcript of the gene FAM186B, whose product is annotated as family with sequence similarity 186 member B. The record is from RefSeq and is a predicted model, not a curated record. NCBI's taxonomy places the organism in Eukaryota, Metazoa, Chordata, Mammalia, Lagomorpha, Ochotonidae. The transcript is spliced from 9 exons. The coding region runs from base 148 to 3036 and encodes 962 amino acids.
UAGAACGCAGGCGCCGACAGUUAGCAGAGGAGCUGCAGCUGGACAGGGGGUGCCUAGAGCUCCCCUGGGCCACUCUCCACGGACCUUAUGCAUUCAUCCUGGGUGGCAGAGACUCAGGACACCUCGUGACUGACCCAGGGGCCUAGGAUGGAGACAGACGACCCCUCCCAGCUGGUGACCCCUGCGUCGGUGAAAGCCGUCAUCUCUAGGAUUGAGACUGCCCAGCUAAUAAGGGCCCACGAGGAUAUUUCUACCCAGCUCUCAGACAUCUUGGGCAAUGUCAACUCUGUCAUCAGCCGCUUCCAGGAAGAGUUAGGAUACAGACUGAAAGAAAAGGCAGACCAGACGAGCAGGCAGAGAUUCAUGUUGCUGGAGAAGAUCGCCUCCUUCUCCAGAGACGCUAAAGCCAAGGAGAAGCAUCUAUACGAGAUCCUCCGCUGGCUGAGUGACUGGGGUGAAAGUCUGAGCUACGAAAUCAGACACAGGGAGAGUGAGGAAGAAGAGCGAGUCCAGAACCAAUGGAUUCAAGUGAUGGAGGAAGUGUUGCCUCUUUCCCUUGUUGCCACCAAGGGUGGCAUUGAGACCCUCAUCUCGCUCUGCUCCACCCUCAUUGAAGAGCAAAGGAAAAAGACACAAAUAUCCCGACACAGCUUUUGGCAGGGCUGGUGGGGAAAAGGUCCCCAAAAAUCCACAGCUCACCCGGAGCCCCUAAGUCCACAGCAGAUGCUCCAGGACAGGCACACCACCUUCACCAAGGUCUCCGAGGUGAAAUCCAUGCUACAGGAGCUCCUGGACUCCACCAUGUUCAACAAGGGGGAGGUCAAGGCCAUUGGUUACAUGUCCGCCACGGUGGAGAACCUCCAUCAGGCCUUGGUGCUUCAGCAGAAAGAGAACAGGAACCUGGAGACCAAGUACCAGUCCCUGAAGACAGAGAUGACCUCAGAGCUCAACAGCCAGAGGCUGCACUUCCAGAAGUCCGUUCAAGCCCUGGAGAGCAAGAGGGACGCGCUGCUGAGGCGACAGGAAGUCCUGGGGGGGAAGUACCAUGACCUCCUCCUCACCAAGCACGCUUUGGAGUUCCAGUUAAAGCAGCUGCAGAUGGCAGGAGAUCAAGCAGAAGUCGAGGUCCAUGCAGACUCCACAAGCCCCUUAGAGAAAGAGACCUUCCCAAAGCAGCCAAGAGUCACACAGCAAACCCAUCAGGAACCACAGAAGCAGGGGCGAUUGUUUUCUCCCAUUUCCCCAAGCCCAGUGACCGUGGCCUGGGACAGCAGUGUCAUGCCCUCAAUGCGUCCACCGCUGUCCACCAUGGCCAUGCAGUCGAGGGUCGCAGAUAUGUUCAACAGAGAGGGCAGAGGGAGCCUGGAGCCUCCACUGAUCCCCUCAUCAGAACUCAAGUUUUCCAAGACAUGGGAAAGCCCAGGAUUGGAAAGCCCAGACCAUGGAGAUGGAGGCCAAAAGAGUCAGGAGCAGGAGGAGCUCCUUGUUCACUCCCAUGCGGGAGAGCAGCCGUCCCCCGGGGGCCCCAGCCAGGCUCACCCGGAGAGCCAAGGGCAGUGCCUGGAGAAGGAGUUCACCUGGGAGGAGGAGACAGGGUUGCAGCAGCCGGAAAGGGCGGUCCAGGAGCAAGUGGAGGCGCUGCGGCAGUGGGACACCAAAGUGGCCACCCAUAGGCAGCCGCAGAGGUCUGUCCCACAGGGAAAGCAGCCAAGGAGCCCACGGAAGGAGCCGGGGCAGCAGGUGCAGCAAUCAGAUGAGAAGGUCUUCACAGCAACCAGUCGAAAGAGGAACAAGGAGAAGACGGAGCCACCGUCAGCACCUCCCCCAAGCCGGGCCCAGUCGGCUGGUGUAGACAGGCGGCCACACCUGUCCCGGUCCCCUAACACCCAGCUCAGGGCUGUGAGUGCCGUAGACAGGCGGCUACACCUGCCCCGGUCCCCUAACACCCAGCAGCUCAGGACCAUGAGUGCAGCGGAGUCUGCGGGGAAACCAUGGGCUUGCCGGGCUCCUCCCACAAAGCCCAAGAAAUCCGCCUCCUUCCCCAUCCCUGGGACGCCCAUCCGCAGGGCCCACCGGCCCUCUUGGCAGAGAUCUCCAGGCAGUGCCAGGGAGAAGGUAUUCCACAUGGACUUGGAGGCCCAGCGGAAGAACCUGCAGCUCCUGAAUGAGGCGUCAGAGGCGGGGCUGCCCCAUCACCUGCGCAGCAAGGCAUCGGAGCUCAUCACUACCACGCUGGAGCUGGGAGUGCUCCGGCUACAGUGUUUGUGCCACAAGUACAUCCUGCAUAGGCGCCUCCAGGGCCUCCGCCUGAACGUGAUGAGCCACAUACAGGUCAUGCGAGAGUGGGGGGCUGCGCACCAGGCAGGGGACUUCUGUGGCGUGCUGGAGCGUCUGGACCGCCUGCAGAGCCUGAGGCUGCAGGCCUGGGCUGACAGGCAGAGGCGCCUGGAGGAGCAGCGCCAGGAGUGCCUGAGCAGCAUGGCAGCCAUAUUCCCCAAGUUCCAGCUAGAGUGGAACAUCCACCUGAGCAGCCCCAAGGCCGCCUCCAGAAAGCCACGGAAGCAGCGCAAGCCUCCCUCAGCCUUCCCCAGGCAGCAGCGCACCUGCUCAGCCAGCACUGCCUGUAGGGAGCCCUUUGCACCCAGGCAGCGGGAAUGUGUGCCCCUGCGCAUUGCCCGAAAACCAGGGAACCAGAUGGAAGCCGUGUGGAAGAUGGAUGUGGCCUCUUCCAGCCACCCCAUAGAUAAGACGCCCGUGAGCCUGCCCUGGGACCCGCAGAGGGGCGGCCCAGAUGUCCCCCGCAUGCUGGCCCUGGAGGUGCAUUCCUGCUUGCACAAGAGCCUGACAUCCCUCCAGGCCCGCAGCCCUGGAGCAGCACAGCAGCCUUGGAGUGCCUUCGCUGCCCAGAAGAAGCAACACCAGGAGCCGACAGAGGAGUCAGCCAAGUCUGCCUGCAAAAAGUCGAGAGAGGCCGUCGCUGGGACAGAGAAGGGCAGUGAGGAUGAAGACAGCGCCAGUUCGCAGCCCCCACCUUAGCCAGCGGGCAUCGAGCUUGGAACAACAGGUGCCCAGCCGCUGUGCUGCUCAGCAGCCCCCGAGCACUUCUGCCCUCCUCCCA